AUGGCCUCCUCAGCGAUGGCCAGCGACGGCCUGCCGCGCAUCACUGUCCUCGGCUCGCUCAACAUGGACCUUGUCUCGUACGUAUCGCACCACCCCGAGCCCGGCGAGACCAUGACCUCCAACGGCUUUGCCGUAUCGCCCGGCGGCAAGGGCGCCAACCAGGCCAUUGCAUGCGCCAAGUUGUCGCGCACGCGGGCACCGGCGGCCGCCGGCGGCCAGGCGCCCCUGUCGACCACAGCGGCCACAGCGCACGUGAGCAUGGUGGGCGCGGUGGGCGACGACGCGCACGGCACGGCGCUGCGGUCGAACCUGGCGGCGCACGGCGUGGACGUGUCGGGCGUGCAGGUGGUCCAGGCGGGGGGCGUGCCCUCGGGCGUGGCGGUGAUUGUGGUGGACGAGCCGACGGGGCAGAACCGCAUCAUCUUUUCGCCAGGGGCCAACUACCAGAUUGACGACAAGGCGGGGUCGCAGUCGCUGGUGCCGGCGGGCACGCAGCUGCUGAUUCUGCAGCUGGAGAUCCCGCUGGAGCAGGUCCUGCGGGCGCUGCGCGAGGCGCGCGCGGCGGGCAUCCCGGUGCUCCUGAACCCGGCACCGGCACCGGCGACCGAGGAGGCGCGGUCGCAGCUGGAGGCGGCGUUUGCGGUGACGGUGGGCCAUCUGGGCAAGGGCCAGGGCCUGGCGCACCUCGUCCUGAACGAGACAGAGACGGCAGCGCUGGUGCCGGCGCUGACGGUGGCCGAUCUGGACACGGAGGCCUGUCUGGCCCGGGCGGCGGCCUACUUUUUGGCACUGGGCGUGGAGAAUGUGGUGAUGACGCUGGGUGGCCGGGGCGUAUACUAUGCAUCGGCGGCGUCAGCCAGCGGCGCGGGCCAGCUGCUGCCGCCGGAGAAGGUGGCCCGCGUGGUGGACACGACGGGCGCGGGCGACACGUUUGCUGGUCAGUAUGCCCUGGAGGCUGUGUACGCGACGGCGGCCGGCAAGGCGUUUGACUGCGCGGCGGCGGUGCGCAAGUCCAACCGGGCAGCCGCCAAGACGGUGCAGCGCAAGGGCGCGCAGGACUCAAUCCCGUGGCGGGACGAGGUUGAGUAG
This is a messenger RNA of Sporothrix schenckii 1099-18, 1089 nucleotides long. Its product is annotated as ribokinase. The transcript has a single exon. Bases 1 to 1089 code for a protein of 362 amino acids. Gene Ontology annotation, biological process: D-ribose metabolic process. Gene Ontology annotation, molecular function: ribokinase activity. The record is from RefSeq and is a predicted model, not a curated record. NCBI's taxonomy places the organism in Eukaryota, Fungi, Ascomycota, Sordariomycetes, Ophiostomatales, Ophiostomataceae.